Pygocentrus nattereri (red-bellied piranha) is the source of this 6162-nucleotide messenger RNA. Its product is annotated as claudin-23-like. Gene Ontology annotation, molecular function: structural molecule activity. The record is from RefSeq and is a predicted model, not a curated record. Gene Ontology annotation, cellular component: plasma membrane; bicellular tight junction. The coding region runs from base 1253 to 2047 and encodes 264 amino acids. Lineage: Eukaryota; Metazoa; Chordata; Actinopteri; Characiformes; Serrasalmidae. Gene Ontology annotation, biological process: cell adhesion; bicellular tight junction assembly. The transcript has a single exon.
UCUGACUCUUAUUUCCGCAAACCGCCUCCGCUUCCCCCAACAGGUCAACUGGAGACGAGCGACACGGUGGCUUUUGUUCUGUUCCUGUAUCUGAGCCACUUUUGUUUAAAAGGAUUUUAUAACCAUCUACUUAUGAGCGUCUACUCAUCACUCAGAGGAGAUGCCAUUGUGAGGACAGUGCGUAGUUAAACCCCCCGCCCACCAAGACGUAAAUGGUUUAGCUGGGUCUUUGUGGUGGUUGCACGUUUUAAAGCUUAUAAGGAACCAAAUGAUUAGAUCUCGAAUGGACUUGCGGGUUGACGAUCCACUUUUUACACUUCAAAAGGCUUUUUUGCCUCAUACUUUCCAGAUCACGAGGCCUCAGGUUGUGGCGCUUUGAUCACUGGUGUUUUUUGUUGUUGUGCAAAACACAUUUUAAAGUAGGGUUUAAAAUAUUUGGGUAUUUCACGUUUUUCAACUUCGUGUCUCGACCACCAGCGGAUAUAAUUGGUUUGGAGUCAUGAAUUUGAUCAUUUGGCAGUAUUUUUAUCCUUAACGCUGGGUUUUAUUUGUGCAUCAGUAUUCUGACUUUUCAUUUUAAAUGUGGGAUAGAAAACCUUGUUUUGGGGCUUUAUUUAAGUUUAAGUUCUUUGAUUUUAAAGUAACAAAACAAGCAGGUCACUAACAAAUCGAACACACCCGAGUGAAACGGCAUGAUAUAGCCGUGGUCGUUAUUGGUCAUCGGGCUCUUUUUACCUUUUGGAGAAAUAUUAAUAUUGAGUUUUAGGAAAUGUUUAAAUUUUUAUAUUUUUACCAUCUUACUCGGUGAAAGAGGGCACUGAACGUCAUGCUUUGUUCCAAAAGUGCAGGUGUUUGAUUUCUAGAUACUCGUAUUCAUGACUGACCUCGCUCAAACUCAUAUUUCCUUUGAGGGAAUGACUAAGCAAAAAUCCCGGUGAAUAGCACUGCAUGAAUGCUGCCUCGGCUUUUAACGGUAUUGCGUUGCACCCUUUGAGUUGUGUCGUUACCCCUUACCCACUAAUAGUUCUGAGGAUAUUUCAGUUGUUGUGCUUGAAAUAGACUAUUGAUGCAGCAAUAUAUUCAUUUCUAUAUCGGUAUCCAAUCACAAUAUAAUCUUAACGUCUUUGUGAUCGUUCAACUGUUUUCCGUACAACCUGCUCCCCCUGGACUGUAAGGUAAUGCUGCUGAAAGCUGAGGCAUUAUUGAGGAAAGCUGAAUGUGAACACAUGACCUUGCACUAGUGUGGGAAUUCAUGGGAUACGCCUUCUCCCAAGUUUCGGUCAAGUGCCUAGAGCCACUCUUUAAAGCUACGUUCCCCAGAAGUCCAAGAGUCAUGAUGAAGGCCUGUGGUGAAAGGUGCCCCGUUCGAGCUCCAGGCAUAUUGAUUUUUGGCCUGGUCUUGACCGCUUGCGGCUGGAUCUUGGACCUGACCAGCAUGUUGGCGCCAAACUGGCGCACCAUCCACAACAUCACGGGAGAAGAUCCGGAUCUGAUCUUGUUCCAGGGGUUAUGGGACAUCUGCAGCUACCACACCUCAUCGGAUGUCGUUUGUAAAGAAGAGGACGACGAAUAUUUCGAUCACAGAGUCGUAGGGACUGCCCAGAGGAUGAUGGCCGGGUCCCUGGUUAUGACCCUGAUCGGCCUGGCCGUCGCGGCCAUUGGGGUCCGAUGCUGGACUGUCAAGCCGACGUGGACGGGCGUAUGCCUCGGUGGCUUCGUUAUAGUCUGUUCAGGGCUUCUUGCCAUCAUGCCUGUCGCAUGGUAUGGCUACCUUCUGAACGACAUCGAUUCACCAUCAGAGGAAAUUCGCAUAGGUUACUGCAUUUUUCUGGGUUACUUGGGGGGCAUCAUGGAAGUCCUUGGAGGGUUCUUCCUUUUUGUUGCCGCGUGGCAUCACAGCGAGAAAGGCCAUGAAACUGAAACUUCGCCACAGCUAGCAACCACUUGGAACCCUUGGCAAAUCACGGUGCCUGAUGUAAGUGGAGGUGUCGGCAAUAUACUGAACAGCAUUCCGAAUGGCAGGGAUUCCCAGGAGGACAAAAUGUAGCCAGGAUGACUGUCCACUUGUAUGCUUGACAUUCAGGUUAAGUGACUAAGUUUGGGUGCCUGAUUGUAGAUCGACAUUUCCACUAGAAGACUCAAACUGGAGUAUUAGAGGCUAGAUCGAGUAGAGAUUUGGACUUUGUCUGCUGAAAAACAUUAGACGUGUGAUCAAAGUCUUAACCCAAACAGCUAACGCUGGGAGUCGAUCCCAAAAAGAAUAUUCUUUUAUUCUAGAUGUUCAGAAAUUGGGAGUUGGCUCAAGUUCUGGUCUCAAAUCUACAGUGACCUUCCCACACCUGCAAAACAAAGGGCUGUUCUGUAGGUGUACAAACGGUGCAGCCUUCCACAACUUUCUCAUUGGUAGUCUUCCCUCAUUUUACUUUAGACAAAGUGGGAAAACAAAGUAAAAUUUAUGAAGUACAAAAUUUGGUUUUCAUUAAAGUAAAAAGUGCCAACCCAUGCAAAAGAAUCUGGCGCACCUUAGCCAGUCUGUUAGUGGAGUCCGUUUGGGUAGUGCUGGCUUUAAAAAAGGUCAAGUAUAAUUAAUAUUGUACUCAAAGUUUGACCGAUGUCAAGUUUUUGGAAUUGUGUGGAAUCGACUCUUAAUUCUGGUCACUUGGAUUGGGAAUAGGCAUUGACACAUCUGUGGAACGGAGCAGCACCUAGAAACCCUCUUUGCUGAGGGUGUAAAGAUUUUAAUACAGCAGCAAAAAGAAUAUUCUGGAGAUGUAAAGCACCAUCAAUCACAGAAACUGGGCAUCUGGCAGACGCCACGCUCAAGACUGGGGUUAUUUUAUUGUAGUUUGUAGGUUUUGGGGAUUCUGUUUGGGCGGUGAGGCACUGAAGGUUCUGUCUGAAUUGUAGAAUCAAAUUUAAAAUAUCAGCCUGAACCUAAAAAUGCUUGACAGUCCUGCUGUUUGCAUGUGUGACUAAAACUUGAGUUUGUUCCAUGCAGAGUUAGGAAUUUCCUAUGACCGCUUGGAGUCAUCACAAUGUGGGAAUCGAAGAUAUUGUGAACCUUGUUUUCCCUCAGUACCUCUUUUCAGAAUUACAUUAGUUCAUGUUGGAGAACUUGAUACUUUUAAGGUUUUCUGUACUUUAUCAGUUUAAUAAAAUAACGUUCUUGAGUUAUAUUGGCGGUCAUAGUCCACAAGUGAUUUGGAGGGUACCUUUUAGUAAUGCAGUAGGCUUUUUGAUGACCACUUAAAUAUGCGUUCAUUAAAACGUACUUCUGUUAUUCAGUGUACUUCUGGUGUGGGAUUUUUAAAAAAAAUUCAACUAACCUUUUUAUAUUUUGGUACGUUUUUGUAUGAGGCUUCUUUCGGCCGAGAAUUAUGAACCUGGGUCAAAUUUUAUUUUUAAAUGUUGAGUUUCUUUCUAUGGAUGACUGCAAUUUGGUGGCACAAGUCAUUUGCUUUUUUUUGCAUAUGAAAAAUUCACGUUGAGUAUUUUAAAAAUUUGAUUUAACGUUUGAACAAAAUUGAACGAAGUGGUAGGUGGGCGUUAUUGAGCAGGAUAACUUUUGAUUUUUGGGUUUUAUUUGCUAUAAAUGAAGUAAAUCUGCCCAGUAGUGCUCAAGUUAUUAGGGUGUGAUCCCACCAUCCAUUAGUUUUUUGGGGUAUUUUUUCCAGAACACCAAGCGUUGAAGGUGUUGGAACCGUAUUGUUUUUGCUCAGAGAUUUGGUAAUACUUUUCCUUUGAGAGUGUUGUGGAGGAAGUUAUUCCAGACACCAGUCUUGUAAGGUAGAUUUGUGUGAAUCUUCCCUAGCAAGCAAAGAGAUGACAGUUGGCCUGAUGGUGGUGCAAUGGAGCAACAUGUCAUGUUAUUUCCCCACAUCACAUGAACUUUCAGGGUUUUUUGGUUCCAUCUGAAUCUCUUAAUUCCACAAAAUGCUCACUGCAGCUAUAGCUCUGCCCCAAAACCUGCAUCCUAAUUGGUAAGAUAUGUGCAACAGUUAUUUGUGUUUGGUUUAUUUUUUUUAAUAUAAAUUAAUGUUUUUUUUUCAUGAUGCCUCCACAAUAUAUAGGGAUCAAUGUUGAGUCUAUAGGUCAAGAAUUAUCAAAAAGCUUAGUAUUUGUCAACAGCAUAGCUGCCAUACUAAAUUUAAGCCCUCAGGGGUGGAGCACAGUUUACGAAAAUGGCUAUAGAUCAGGAUUGCUUGGUUCAACUCACACCAAACUGUAUAGUCUUGUACGCAACAUGACUUUGAGGAAGCCCACCAAGUUUGUGGUCAGUCAGUCAAUAGGGGCUGGUGCUGCACAAAAACUCAGCUGCUGUUCGUCUGAGUGGAAAUUUUGCAAGCUGCGUUUUUGCAACUUAACGGACAAAUCAGAUUUCAGCAGGGCUUUGACUUGCUUGGUGUUGGCCAGUCAUCACACAAUUUGAUGUAUAUGUACAUAUAGGCGUUCUCUUAACACCCUAAAAAACUAUCAAUAAUUUGACCAUAAAACCAGAAGACUUGCGUUAACUCUGUCAUACUAGGAGUAAAAUAAAAAUUACGUCCUUUUACUGCAUUUUAAAAAAUAUAUAUAUAAAUAAAUUGGCAGCCAAAUUUACCAAAUGUGUUUUUCCACUCAGUAGCCAAAUCCAACACAUUCAUGAGCUGAACGUUACCAAUGAACACACAACAAUUUUGGUUUAAAAUCUGUUGUAAUAUAAAUAAAUCAGUUUUUAAUGCAGCAUUUUGAAGUAAUUCGCCACCAAAAUUGCCAAGAAGUUUGUAAGGUGUACCCCAUCUAAUUGACCCAUGUCAAAUUCAGCACAUUAAAUGACCAUUUCCCAGAAAAUGGGUCAAAGUGUUUUGGUUUAAACCUGGUCAUUAUAUGGAAGGAAAACGGCAGCAUUUCACAAUAACUGGCUGUUUCCAGAUCAGUUCAUGAGGAUAAUUGGCACCCCAUGUAAUUGAGUCAAGUUAAACACACACUAACAUUUUCCAAGAAGAAAAUCAAAAACGCAGUAAAUUAAGUGCGCAAAUCAAAUUUGGAGUCAUUGUAUUGAAAUUUGUAGCCAUAGUUAGAAAAAUUAGAUUUUUCCCGUAAUUUGAUUCUUGAGUCAAAUGCAGUGGAACACAAUACCAACAUCAGGGACUAACGUUACUGCAUUGGUUUAAAAAUAAUAAAGUUAUGCAGUUAAAGAUUCCGGCUCUUGUAUCAUAUCGAUGAUGUCGGAGCAAAACCUUGUAUCUCCAAAAUGGCAACAUUACAGGAGAAGAACAAAACAUGCAUUACUUUCUAUGUAAAUCAAUGGAACCAGAGUCCCCCCCCCCCCAAAGUAUUUUUUUUACCCAUUUAUUUUGGUCCAUUCUUCAUGAAAUUUACACGCCAUAUAAAGGCCCACGUGGUUUUGUUCCGACAACAGCGAAAUCCAGAAAUACAAGGGUAAUCGGAGUUCAGCAGGGAUUUGGAAGCCUUAGAAUUGGCCGGUCACCGUGAAAUUUCAUAUGCAUGUGUGAAAUUUUUCGUGGCCCCCCCCCCCCCCCCCCGCAUGCUUUACUGGUGUAUAUACCUGAGGGGCCCAGUGUCGGGCCUGCUUGCGAAAGACGGCUUGAAACCACGUCAAGAGGAGGAGCCAAACCAGAAGUCCACGCAUAAGUUAGUAACUUUUUUUUUUUUUUCUUUUUUUUUUUCCCCCCCAAUCCAGAUAUUUUUUCAUGACGGUAAGCAUGUAAAGCUGCACAGAUAAUGUGCUGACACAUUUUGACUUUAACUGAAUUCCCUUUUUCCUGCAAAAAAAGUCGUAAUGGUAGUCGAGUUGUUUUUCAUGCUUGGUUAUAUUUUAAGGUGCAAUUUCAAAGUUAUUGACAACUUUUUAACACCUGGAAAUUCAGCUUACAGUGUUGCCAAAUCUGUUCUAAUUCACUUUGUUCAUUUUUCAAGGUAUUAUUUUAACAUGCUUUGUCAUAUUUGUAUACUACAGGUAACAGAGAUCCAUGUAAGAACAUCAGUACUUAAAGUUUAAGUACUUCUUUCCAUUUCAAAGCCAGCAGCGAAGGGGAGUUUGCUGAAUUCAACAGCAUUUUAUUAUAAAUGUGCAUUUUACUAUUUUGUUUGACAUUUGUACUUUUUUUAUGUUGUUGGUGUAUAUAUUUUAUUUAAAGCUGUAUUUUAACCUGAUUUUGU